AUGGAUGUACUGGCGAUAGUGUACAUAUACGAGUGUCAUAUUAAAGGUCUGUUUUCUGUGGCUGAACACUUUUGGAAUUUGAAAUAAGACAGGAAAGAAGAGGAGAAAAACGAACUGGUACAAAAGUUCAGUCAAAAAGAACGGGCUCAUGAUUAUUAACAAUUUAGUGAAGUGAAUUGUCAAUCGCCGUCUAUAGUAUCUAUCGUAGCUGUUAUGAUGAGUAGGACUGAAUGAGCAUGUCAUCGGACGAGGAGAAUGACGAACUGCAAGACUUGGAGGCGAUACGCGAUAAGGUUCUUAGCAGCCCACAUAGCAAGCGUAUGCAAGUGAGCGCUUGGGAGGACGACGAUGAUGGUGUAGAAGCAGAACGUAAUGCGAGAGAACCUGAUGCAAAGGCCAUGUUGAACGCUGCUGAAGAGGGAAAUCUGGAAAAUAUUAAGAAUUUAUUGAACAAAAAUCGCCACUUACUCAAUUGUACCGAUAAGGACGGCUAUACUCCGCUUCACAGGGCAUGUUAUGGCAACAAUGUGGAAGUGGUGGAGUAUCUACUUGAAGCAGGGGCUAGAAUAGAUGCUAAAACUCAAGAUGAAUGGCAACCUCUACAUUCUGCAUGCUGUUGGAACAACACAAAAUGCGCCGAAGCUUUAAUCGCAAAUGGAGCAGAUGUUAAUGCAACAAGCAAAGGAGAUCAAACACCUUUACAUUUAAUUGCCGCUAGUUCAUACAACUCUCCUGCUCUCCAGCUUCUUCUCUUACAUCCUGACACAAAUCCCUACCUGGUUAACUCAAGUGGAGACACAGCAGAUCAAAUCGCAAGAAGGACGACCAAAAAUUAUCCCAUGUUUGAAAUAAUUGAACCCUGCCUAAAUGAGAUUUAAGCUCAAAUGAUGCCAGCAUCCUGAAGGAAGCAUGCCGUUUAUCGAAGUUUCGGAGAUCGUUCGAUUUAUCUUAUCGUCCGGUCGAAGUGAAUCACCUGAUCUAAGAUCGAGCCAAGUUUCCAAAACCAGCGAUUCGAACCCAAUGGAUAUCAAAUGUACUACUGAUGUUGGUGUGGGUGUUGACACAGAACCUGCUAUAACUAGAAGAAAAAUCAGACAUCCAUAUUUUUUUUACAAUUUUAUAAAUGCAUCAGAAUAAGAAAUGAAACUUAUUGUUACAAGUAAAUAAAAUUCCCAUAUCUUAAUGAUACAAACAUGCAAAAAAUUAGGAAUAAUAAACAUAAUUGUUUUACAUAA
Acromyrmex echinatior (Panamanian leafcutter ant) is the source of this 1235-nucleotide messenger RNA. RefSeq names its product ankyrin repeat domain-containing protein 49. The record is from RefSeq and is a predicted model, not a curated record. Gene Ontology annotation, molecular function: protein binding. NCBI's taxonomy places the organism in Eukaryota, Metazoa, Arthropoda, Insecta, Hymenoptera, Formicidae.